Molecule: messenger RNA, 3030 nt
Organism: Thunnus maccoyii (southern bluefin tuna)
Lineage: Eukaryota; Metazoa; Chordata; Actinopteri; Scombriformes; Scombridae
Gene: tacr2
Product: tachykinin receptor 2
Exons: 8
Coding region: 251-1561 (436 amino acids)
Biological process (GO): G protein-coupled receptor signaling pathway; positive regulation of flagellated sperm motility
Cellular component (GO): sperm midpiece; plasma membrane
Molecular function (GO): substance K receptor activity
Source: RefSeq, a predicted model, not a curated record
AUGGCUGCGAGUCUCCGUCACUCUCAGAACCGUAAUCAGCAAGCUGCACAUUCCAGGAGAGAGAGAAAGAGUGUGUAUGUGUGUGUGAAAGAGAGGGUAAAGAUGUCUUGAUGGAUUAUUGGAUGGACCUGGUUAUCCAUUACGCAGAAGGAGUCUAAUUUCGGGGGCAUUAUCAGCAAUGGAUUGGACAAACUGAUGGAAAAACAGACAAUUUCAGCGUGUAAAUAGAGAGGUGAAAAGGGGAAAGAACAUGGACGCUGAAAGUUUUAUUCAACACGUUGAACGAGACGUGGAGGGCACUUCGCUGCCGUUAUCAGUGACCGCCGACUGGUUGGAGGACGGAAACGAGACGACUGGGAAUCAGUUCCAGCAGCCUGACUGGCAGGUGGCUCUGUGGGCUAUAGCGUACUCCCUCAUCAUCCUGGUGUCCAUCACCGGGAAUGUCACAGUCAUCUGGAUUAUUCUCGCUCACAGACGUAUGAGGACUGUGACCAACUACUUCAUCGUCAACCUGUCCUUCUCUGAUGCUUCCAUGGCAACCUUCAACACUCUUUUUAACUUUGUCUACGCGCUUCACAAUGACUGGUACUUUGGCCUGGGCUACUGCCGGUUUCAGAACUUCUUCCCCAUCACUGCCAUGUUUUCAUCAAUAUACUCGAUGGCUGCCAUCGCAGUGGACAGGUACAUGGCAAUCAUCCAUCCUUUGAAGCCCCGCCUCUCCUCCACCUCUACAAAGGUUGUAAUUGCUCUGAUAUGGAUUGUAGCAAUCUUAUUGGCAUUCCCUCAGUGCUAUUACAGCGUGACAAGAUUUUACUACCCCAGAACUGUGUGCAUGGUCGACUGGCCAGACGAUUACGGAGGAACACAUCAACUGAGUUACCAGUUUGCUGUGAUAUUACUGAUCUACUUGCUCCCUCUGCUGGUGAUGCUGGUAACCUACAGCUUAGUUGGCCGAACACUGUGGGGUGGACACAUCCCUGGAGAGGCGUCAGACCAUUACCACAGCCAGAUAACAGCCAAGAGAAAGGUAGUAAAGAUGAUGGUUGUCGUGGUGGUGACCUUUGCUCUGUGUUGGCUGCCCUACCACAUCUACUUCAUACUCGGAUCAUUCAACAGAGACAUUUAUAAGCAACAUUACAUUCAGCAGGUUUAUCUGGCCAUAUUUUGGUUGGCAAUGAGUUCGACCAUGUACAAUCCCAUCAUUUACUGCUGCCUAAACCAAAGGUUUCGUUCUGGUUUCCGUCAUGCCUUUGCUUGGUGUCCCUUCAUUAAAGUGUCCGAGGAAGACAAGAUGGAACUGCAGCACGUACACACCUUCAGAGUCACCAUGACGCGCAGCCAACGCAAUAGCAGCACAAAUGCGCACACCUCCAUCAAAACCAACAGCACCUUUGAUCCAAACAUGGCUGUCAGUGCUCUGCUCAACACAGAGAGAGAUGCUUGCAUGCAGCUUAAAAAACACACAUCAUCAAAGACAUUCGGCACACACAACACACAUGUGGUGGACAGGCAGGAUGAUACAAGAUCUGCAGCUGCCAAACUCAUGGAGAACACCCACUGACAACAGAAACCAACGAUCAUGUGGAUAUUCCUGAUGGGCAACAGGAUUUUUCUAUGGUGACAUUAGCGCUGAUAAAACAGCAGAUGGAAAUCCUGCCAACAGCCAACAACAGUUGGGCAAACGAUACUGACAUCCAUCCCUGUGGAAAAUCUUGAGGGAAAGGAAUUAAACCCGACUUGGGACCAUUUUUGUUACAGUGGUAAAUAAUUGAAUGUCACUAUCAACUUUUCAUGUUAAUACCAAAGUGAUCAUGUGAGGAUGUAAAAAUAUAGAAAGAGGAAACUGCUGCUAUUGGGAAAGACUGAAGAUAAAUCCAUCCAUCAUUCAUUUCUCCUCCUCCCUCCUCCCUCCAUCUUCUACUUCCCUCAUUCACCAACGCUUUUCCUGCUCCUCUGCUUUAGAGAAAAACUAUGAACUGUGGAUAUUUUGGUGUAAUUGUAAAGUUUUUAUCUGUGGUUACUGAUUUUCAAGAGCAUAGAAUGGAUGAACCGUCCACUGGCAUCAGCACCAAGCCUUAAUAUUGUAGUUUUUGUGUGUUUUCUUCUUUUGACUGCACUGGACUUAUUUCAAAAAUUGCAGUUCUUAAAGGGAUACUUUCUAUUUUCAUUUCUGUUUGUCACUAAUCAUAAUGCACAGAUACGUUGUUCAGCCAGAGAGCCUGAUGUGUGAGAGACUCAGUAGUUUAAAGUUAGCUGUUGAUAGUUCUUUGUCAAUGCUGAAAUAACUUUAACUAGACAUACAGCUCAAGCAUUUCCUGCAUGAUAAUUUGUCAGAAUAGUAAAAUUCCAACUUGCAUAUUCCACAUCAAAAUUAAAAGACACGGAAUUAACUAUUUAAACUGCAAAAUAGGAUGUGAAACACUAAUGACCGUGUAACUUCAUGCAGACAAGCAGGACCAAGCAUUUUCAAAAACAAAUUUUCAAAACACAAGAUAGAAAAAUCAGUUUCAGUACCAGGGAAGGACCCUCCUCCUGUUUCUUUCAUAAAUGCAACAUUAGCAUUGACACUAUGCUAUUAUUAGACACUAUACAAGGGAAAUCCACCUUGAAUUUACCUUAUUUCAACAGGAUUUACGGGAUGAUCCUCAUUUUUAAUCAUUUGGUUAGCAUGUAUCUGUCGCUGUAUAGUACUAUUCCUUUCAGAGUGCGUUCAUACAGUAUGUUGCUCAUAUAUUGUGAUUUCACUGGUUCAUACAACUAAUAUUUUCUUAUGGUCAGUGUACAGUAGAGUCAAGAUUAAAAAGUGCUGCUAUUUAGAAGAAUCUGAUGUGAAAUGUAAUCUAUUGCGUUUAUUAAUGUAAAAUAUGCUGAUGACGUGGAUGUGUAAUGCACACGUACAGUCGGGUCAUGAUGUUGUAAAUAAUAACUGUCAGCGUUAACAAUUCAGUCAAUGGCUGAAAACCUUCUGAUUCCUUGAAACAACUUUUAAAAUACACACAGUGACAUUGUGAAACAUCUGCAUUUGUUGUC